AUGACUUCCAAUGAAGAUGGCUCCGAGCCGGAGAGUAAAGACGAUCUCGGCUCGUCUGGUAUUACGCCUAGUACCUCGGGUAAACGACUGCGCAAGACAAAAUCAACUGCGUGUCGCCGGUGUCAUGCGCGGAAAGUCAAGUGCUCUGGUGGACAGCCCUGUGAGAAUUGCAGCCAGGCGAGUAAAGGUGCUGAAUGUUCAUAUCCGCGCAAGAACAGACUUGUUAAAGUUAGCCAACAAUACAUUGACGAUCUCGUCGCCGAGAACCAGCGUCUUCGUAAUCAAAGUGUAGACCCAAAACCUCACCAUGAAGCAGAUCCUGUCGAUGCACCAAUUGCUCCCGCCGGGCAAGCAGAGGCUCCGUCAUCACUACAGGGGACUUUACUAGAGGAGCGGCCGUGGUUCUUCGACAUGAAUGUUCUUCACACACCUGUUCUCAUCGGCGAGGCCUCAGAUGCUGCAUUCGCCACGCGUUUCCGCCAGGCCAUCUCAGAGCCUGGACACAGCCACAUCCCCAGAGUCAACUAUGCGCCCGAUGAAACGCUGCUGGCUCUCUCUGACGAGGACUGUCCAUGGCCUAUUCCAUCCCGCGCACGGUUGCUCGUCAAUGUUGCGCUCAAGUAUGUCAGUCGCUGCUACUACAUCGUGCGACGGAGUCAGAUACUCGAGGGCCUUGAGCAAACCAUUGUGAACCCGCACUCGACUGAUUCCCUGCUCAAGAGCAAACUCUGGGUUUUGUUUGCUAUUGGCGAGAUGUACUCUACGCGAACAGCUGCCAAGGACAGAAACUUUCCUGGAAUGGCGUACUUUGCGAGAGCUACCCGCAUUCUUCGCAUUAUCAGUGAGCGGCCACGUAUCGACGCCAUCGAAGUCCGCCUCCUUCUUUCUUUUUACUCCCUCGCUCUCAACCGUCGAUACACAGCCUAUGCCCUCGCCGGCUCCUCAGUCCGUCUAUCCGUAGUAAUGGGUCUUCAUCUCAACGUCCCAGAGUCCCAGCUCCGCGAUGCCGGUGCGAGAGAACAUAGGAAUCGAGUUUGGUGGACUGCUUACAGCUUUGAUCGCAUGUGGGCUUCACGACUUGGCCACCCUGUUGCGAUUCGCGAUGACGAUAUCGAAGUUGAUCUACCCACUGAUCCUGUGUUGGGCGUGCCGUCGGAUGAUUUUGCAGACUCUGCGUAUUUCAUCGCUAGUAUACGUCUGGCGGCACUCGCGGCGCGGGUGAUUAAUUCGAUAUAUACAAGGAAACCACAACAAAAGACCCUUUCGCAGCGGGUUCAAGAGGCGUUGAGAGAUCUUCGUGCAUUUGUAGAGGAAUUGCCAUCGCAUCUACACAUUGAGCCUACGGAUGCUCCCGAACCAAGUCCGAAACCUUUGUCGCUGCAUUUGUACUUUAACCAGGUCGCCAUCACCGCGACGCGUCCCAUCCUUCUCCACGUCCUACGAACCCAUGUCACAGCAUGGGCCACGCAACCCCGCACGGAGCCCCAGAUCCCCGUGUCCGCCAAAACCCUGUCGGAAGCCUGCAUCCGCUGCGCACGCCACUCGUGCCGCCUACUGAUCGAAUGCUGGAUCGACGGCUCCUUCGCCACCUUCGACUACUUCUACACGCAGUAUCUCUUCGCCGCGGCUACCGUGCUCGCCAUCUCCAGCCUCAUCGACGGGAAGGAGUGCCGCAGCGACAGGGAGCAGUUCGAGUCAGCGGCGCAGUUCCUCGCGCAGAUAAAAGAGAACGGCAACUUCGCGGCAGAGGAGUUCUGUCGCCACGUCGACGCCAUGAAGGUCUGCAUGACGGCUGUCGAGGCGCGCCGGGGACAUUUCGCUGUGCCUGACGCGGGCAUGAUGCAUCUGGAGGGGCUUGAUGUUGGGGAUGCGUUUACGAAUCCUACGGCUGGGAUGGCGUUGUCGGAGCCUUCGUUGCAGGAACUCUUGUCGCAGCCUGUGCUGGAUUUGCAGUUUAUCGAUGCGUCUAUGUAUCACGAUGGGUCGCAGGGUUUGUAUUGGCCUGACAUUAGUCCGGAGAGUUGGAGUGCUACAGGUUGGACGCCUGGUGGGUAA
This is a messenger RNA of Fusarium sp. VM40, 2055 nucleotides long. The record is from the annotation of a GenBank genome assembly. NCBI's taxonomy places the organism in Eukaryota, Fungi, Ascomycota, Sordariomycetes, Hypocreales, Nectriaceae.